Molecule: messenger RNA, 2902 nt
Organism: Homalodisca vitripennis (glassy-winged sharpshooter)
Lineage: Eukaryota; Metazoa; Arthropoda; Insecta; Hemiptera; Cicadellidae
Exons: 2
Coding region: 181-1473 (430 amino acids)
Source: RefSeq, a predicted model, not a curated record
AGACUGACGCUCAAUUUAAACCACUCGCUCCCACACGUCAGUGAGUACUACUCUCUUCAUUGUGAUCAUGUUAGUAGUUUUAGUGUUGAGCUGUUGUGUCAAAUUGCAUUUUUAAAAGUAUUAUUAUUUAUGAAAUAUAAUAACAUACUUGGGUAAACCUUUUGUCUGCAACCGAGAAAGAUGGCGACAGUUAAAGGAAACAUGACAGCAGAGAGCUUCCCUGAGUGGUUAACUGCCGAUUUCUUUAAAUCCUGCCUCGAGUCCGACAAAGAGAACUUUGGUGGGAUUACUGUGACAAGUCACGAGCUCGAGUGUGCCGUCGCUCCUGGGAACAACUAUGGGAGUAAUAUAAUCAGGGCAAAUAUCCGGUAUAAGAAACCCAACGAGCAGACUGCUGAACAUACAAUAUCCUUAAUCUUAAAAGCACCUCUGUCUGGAGAUUUGGUUGUAGUGCAACAGAUGGGAGAUGUCUUGCACCAACUGUACCGCAAUGAGAUGAAGUACUAUUGUGAGUUUAUCUCUGAAACUUACAAGCUUCUUAAACAUGACGUAGUCCCUAAACAUUACAAAUCUCCAAAUUCAUUAUGCGUGGUAAUGGAAGAUCUUAGUGUAUCGGGGUUUAAAAUGGUUGAUCGUAGCAAACUGCUUGAUUUCGACCACUGCAAACUUUUCACAGAGGCUUCAGCUAAGCUUCACGCUCUUGGAAUUGCUGUGCACAGAAUUAAUCCUGAAUUGAUUGAAAGUUUUGGUACGGAGAGUGUAGUAGUAAAUGAAAAAUUAAAAAUGUCUAUGCCUAAUUCUCUUGUUUGUAUGGCUGCUUAUUUGGAAGAUAAACCGGACUACAAAAAACAGUAUCAAGUCAUCAGAGAAGCCAGUGAGAAUGAUGUAUUUUGGACUAUUUAUAAGAAUAUGUUGGACGAUUGCAAAUCGAAAGCUCUUAGAACUAUAACACAGGAUGAUCCUUGGUGCACGAACAUGAUGUUUAGAUAUGACGACUCGGGAAGAGCUGCGGGAAUAAAAAUCCUGGAUUUCCAGUGCAUCAAACUGAACUAUCCACUACUCGAGUUUGUUAUGUUCUUAGUAUCAGCAGCCAACAUGGAAGUACGUGAACAUAGGUUAAACGACCUGUACAAAAUCUACUGUGACUCACUGAAUGGCAAUCUCGCAGAACUAGGAUGUCCUGAAAAGUUGUCUAUAGAAGAGUUGGAAACAGAAAUCGCUCAUCUCAGUCCAAUAACGCUCCUUUGGGUUUGCGGUUUACCAAUAACUUUAACUGACUCUGCUGCGGAGAUGGAAGAAUAUAUAAGUGUUAGAUUCUCAUUUGAAUCAGUCAAGGAUAGCCGCUUCUACAAAACUACUUACACUGGCCUUUAUUUUGACAUGUAUUAUCCAAAUAUUCUUGAUGUGUACGACAAGCUAGGUGUUUACGAUUAUAUAUCGGAAAACGUUAGGGAGAUAAAAUCUAAAGUGUAACAUACUUUUCUAGGUUACUUUGCUUUAUUUGUAUUUUAAAUAUCUAUUGGCCUCUCGUAAAUUGUAAUGUACUUCUACAAAUCUAUACACACCACACACAUAUCUAUACGUGUUCUUCUAUUGUGUGCUAUUUCUUUUAAUUUACAGAAAUAUAGUUUUAGCAAAUUCCUUAUAGUUUUUGUUAAAUAUUAUUAAGUAAAUAGAUAAAAAUAAAAGCAAUUUUUAUACUCCUGUUUUAAAAACUAUUCAUAUUAAUGUUCCCUGUGUAGGAGAAUUAUUGUUAUAUCCCAGUAAACUAAUUGAUUUAUGCAGUGAAAAUAUUCAAAUGUUGAGCUGAGCGUACUUAGACCUGACCAUAACAAGUCAACUGAUUGAAUUUUUACGAGAUUGAAAAAGCAGGUAUUUCGAAAUUAAACAUAUGAAUAAAUUAUUUAAAAAAACAUGUCAUAAUACACUCUUUUAUCACACUUUUACUUUACAUAAUAAGUGAUUGGUUAUUAAUUUGUUUAUGAUUCAAAAUUGAGUACAAUAGUUCUGAUUUGGAAUGGGUCCCAAGUAUAGAUAAAGCAAGUUAAACCUUUCAACCUUCUAGCAGACAAUUAUUUUUGCUUUUUAUGAUAUGGUUAGAAAUAUCAUAAAACUUAUCUGCAUGACAUAUUUAUACAUUUAAUUUUGAAUUCGUGUGAAAACGUGCUUAAAGCCAAGGACACAAUAGAGUUCCUAAACUAGGACUUAAUCUCUAACAUAUCUAUAAUUUUAAUGUUAAGACAAAGCCAUUUUUUGUAUGUAAAUCCAAACGCCAAUAUAGAUUUGCUUGUACCAUUAAAAACAACAAACAUUUGUCUCCAGAGCUCCGCACUAGUUAUCUACUUAAAACACGUGGGUUAACUUAUAAAUGUAUUAAUCUUUUCAUAUUUAAGUUUUUUUAAAUUUAAUUAUGACCAUAUUUGGUAGGAAAAGGCAUUAAAUGCUUUUAAGGUUACGAUAGUAGGCAAUAGUGUUUCUAAAUUGGUCUGAUGUUCUCUUUAUAAGUAAGUUGAAAAGUAACCUUAUUAAAUCAUAUGUUUUGUUACUAUUUACUAUACUGCUAAAGUACGCUACACCUUGUGUUGCGUAACAGAGAUCACUGAGGUUGCAUGUAACAUUAACAGUCCAAAGUUUAUUUUAUUUGGUUAAGAUUGUACUUAGUUUGAUUUAAAAUUUAUUUAUCUUACAAGUUUCUCAUUUCCAUUAUAAUUACUUAUAAGAAUAGUGUAAAAUAUUUGCUGAUGUUCAACCAAAACACAUGGGUCACUAUGCAGCCAUAUGUAGAAUGAAUCUUCCGCCAAAACUUCAAGACAAUGGAUUAAUUCGUUCUCAAGAUAUCUGCACACAGAUAGAAAUGAACUUAUGCUGGUCUCUGGAGUAAGCAUACUACUACUUAAUUUAA